Messenger RNA from Aspergillus aculeatus ATCC 16872, 1967 nucleotides. Its product is annotated as CRAL-TRIO domain-containing protein. The coding region runs from base 231 to 1526 and encodes 431 amino acids. The record is from RefSeq and is a predicted model, not a curated record. The transcript has 4 exons. NCBI's taxonomy places the organism in Eukaryota, Fungi, Ascomycota, Eurotiomycetes, Eurotiales, Aspergillaceae.
AGCUUCAUUAUCAAGCUAGCCAUUGUCAUAAUUGUAGCUGAUAUUUCCAACUCUGGGCUUCCCCACAGAGGAGCGCGGGCCGUGCAGUGCCGCCCUCUGAGAUCACCCACCAGGACCCGGUCGAUCGGGAUCGGGGUCUUGGGCUAGUCCACAGUUUGUGUUGGCCGGUCCCCCCUCUUCUUCAUAGAUAACUUCCACCCUCUUUCUCCUUCAUCAUAAUUCACCCCACCAUGCGUCCCCCUACCCAACCACCAAGCGGCUACAUCCACAACCUCACCUCAGACGAGUCCACCAAGCUCCGUCAAACCUGGAGUAUCAUCCUCUACCUCAUCAACAACCACGAUGAUACCACCGCCGAAAGCACCACCACCCCAACAGCCGCGGGCCUAACCUCCGCCCUCGCAGCCCACCACCUACCCCCACUCAAGACCGUCCAACCCAUCCUCGAGACUCUCCUUGACCACCCGCUCCCUUCCCUCUGCGCCGGCCUCCUCAGUCUCGCCGGACACGACUCCCCGGAUACCCUCCUCCUCCGCUUCCUGCGCGCCCGCAAAUGGUCCGUCCCCGCCGCGACUGCGAUGCUCAUCUCCUCGAUCCACUUCCGCCACACGCAGGGCAUCGACGCCCGGGUCCUGGCCGCCACCGAGCUGGACGCCGUGUACGAGGCCACCACGCAACCGCCGCAGACCCCCUCCAUCCCCGGCGCCAUCGGGGCGACGACCGUGAAGACCACCGCGACGGACAGCCAGGCGUACUUGGCCCAACUGCGCAUGGGGAAGGGGUUUGUCCACGGGACGGAUCGCCAGGGCCGGCCGGUCCUCCUCGUGCGCGCGCGGCUGCACCAGCCCGGACAACAGAGCGAGGAGGUCAUGACCAAGUUCAUUCUGCAUUUGAUUGAGGCGUUGCGCUUGACGUUCGUCGAUCCCGUCGAGACGGCUACAGUCUUAAUCGACCUGACGGGGUUUUCGUUGUCGAAUAUGGAAUAUGCGCCCGUGCGAUUCGUCAUCGAUUGCUUUCAGGAGAAUUACCCUGAGCAUUUGGGGGCAAUGCUGUUCCACAAUGCGCCGUGGAUCUUCUCGGGAAUCUGGAAACUCAUCAAAUCCUGGAUGGACCCCAUCAUCGUCUCCAAGGUGCACUUCACCAGGUCCGUCGCCGACCUGGAGCAGUUCCUCGUUCCGGACAUGAUCCCCAAGGAGCUCGGCGGCCCGGAGGCCUGGGAGUAUGAGUUCGUGGAGCCCGUAGCGGGCGAGAACGAGCGCAUGACCGAAACAGCCACGCGCGACCGGCUGCUGGCCGAGCGCGAGGAGCUGGCCUCUAAACUGCUGGAGUUGACGGAGGAGUGGCUGGGUGCGGCGGAGCCGGAGAGCGUGGCGGUGCAGCGGACAGAGGCUAUUUCGGCCUGGCGCAAGCAGUAUUGGACAUUGGAUCCGUUUGUUAGAGGAAGGACGUGUCUGGAUCGUACCGGGGUGAUUCAGGAGGGGGGAAAGAUAGACUUCUACCCGGGGGAGGAUCAGCUUCAACAGUAAUGGGGCUUAGAUGUAGCGUUGAUGGUGUGCAUCAGCUGAGGCUUUCCGAUUGAGCUGCUUUAUGGCAGCCUAGAGGAGGAAGUAGGUAGUAUGUCCCGUCCAGGUCCGCGUUGUGCAACCGGGAUGUUCCUUGGAUAGCAGGCCGGGUGAUAUCGGCACGAUAUUCUGUUCCAUGGUUCUGGAGUUCGGAUUAGCAAUUAUGGUCAUCUACCCUCUUGCCCAUGAUUAUCCGUGGUCAUAUGUCUUGUGAUAAUGUAUUAGUCGACUCGAGUGCGCAACGCUUACAGGAGGUUAAGCGGUGGUGAAAAAAUCCGAUAGAGAUACUGGUCCGGGUCACUCUUGAGCAACGCAUCACCGUUCCGGGGCUUCCGAAAGUGUCUUCUUCUGUAGGGCAUCGUACUUCGGUAAGCCAAGCAAGACAAGUAUAGGCUGCAAAGAUAC